Molecule: messenger RNA, 1263 nt
Organism: Drosophila ananassae
Lineage: Eukaryota; Metazoa; Arthropoda; Insecta; Diptera; Drosophilidae
Exons: 2
Coding region: 91-1182 (363 amino acids)
Biological process (GO): hemolysis in another organism
Source: RefSeq, a predicted model, not a curated record
GAAGUCCGACAACUCAGUGGAGAUCGAGGCGCCGCGGACGCAGGUUCUCUUGCGACGAAACUCUCGGACACAUAGCACUUGGUACUCGCCAUGGUUUCGACCGCCGAUUCCCCCGAACCCCCGAACCCCGAGGCCCAGCUGGCGCCUAGUGACGCCCAUGUCGUGGAUGAAACCCUAAAGACUCUGACCAAGAUCCUGGAGGAACUCGCGAAGGACGUCGACUCGCAGAUGGGGCUGGCCGACCUGCAGAGGGCGGUCGACGAGAUAGACAGGAACACGCUGGGCUACCUGGGAGAGGCUGGGAGAGGGCCCAAGCUGGACCAGCUGCGGACCGACCACACCCUCGUCCGCCACGCCUACCGCAGGAGUACUGAGCAGAUGCUCGAGUGGAGUGCCUUCGCCGCCAGCACCCUGGAGACCCUGAUUCCCCUCCUGGACGAGCCAGUCGCCUCUCCGGCAGACCAGGACCGGUUCUGGCGGACGGUUGCCGGAGCACUCGGCACUGGCCUGGAGAGGGCAGGAACUUCCCUCAACCACCUACAGGGCUUGGAGGCCACCGCUCUGGAGAAGCAGUUCCGGGACAUGCUCGAGAGUCUCCGGCACGACUUCGGCCCGGACGGCGUCUACGGCAGGAGGAUGCGGGAGCUGAAGGCUCCCCCAGCUGACAAGGAGCCUCCAGCCAAGCAGACCCGACUGCAACCAGGUGCCAUAGAGACAGGAGAGGAGCUCUCGGAGAAGCCCUUGCAGGAGAGCCCUCCUCCAGGCUCCCUCCAGGAAUCAAGCUGCGCCGCCGAGGGUCUGGUGGUAGGGGACGUGGCAGAACACGCUUCCAAGGGAGAGCCAGCGGGGAUAUCUAAGUGGUGUCAGAAGAUCGGAUUUGGAAGCAACCCCAAGCCGAAGUCAAAGCCGAAGCCAGUCGACCAAGAAGAGCUGGGCAGGAUCGAGACCCUCCAGCGAGUCCUGACUGAGAACAUUGAAGAUGCCAUUGCCUUCACGAAAAAGCUGAUCCACCGCCUGGAGGCCGACAAGAGGAGGCUCGCCACUCUCGGCCAGCUCAACUCCAGGAACCAGAAUGCAGGCACGCUUCUGGUGGCCCAUCCGGAGCUGCGGGAUGGUCUAGUGCCACGUCUGAAGGUUCUGAAGAGGGCGUGUCUCUCCUACAGGGAGCUGCGCUGCGGAUGACUUGCUGUGAAUGGAAUAUUCGAGUAUCCGUGUACUCCGUACCAGGCACUAUUUGCGAAUAAAGCCAAACCAAGAUCCGUC